This is a messenger RNA of Dendroctonus ponderosae (mountain pine beetle), 716 nucleotides long. It is a transcript of the gene rtp, whose product is annotated as MORN repeat-containing protein 4 homolog. The record is from RefSeq and is a predicted model, not a curated record. NCBI's taxonomy places the organism in Eukaryota, Metazoa, Arthropoda, Insecta, Coleoptera, Curculionidae.
UUUAUUCUGGACGUUAAGGUGGCAAAAAUGAUGUUUUGCUCUGCGUACAAUAUGAGCUACAAGCUGUAUUGACCACAAGCUUUGUGUUUUCCUCUCGAUAACUCAGCAGUUUUUAAAGUGCUUUUUGUUAUAAUUAAUUGUGGCUUAGUUAAAUUAAUAAUAGCGCAGUUACUGGACAGUAAAGUAAGUGCGGAAGAUCGGGAAAAUAUUGCCUGGAAUUGCUGCUCAAGGAGGGCACCGCUAUGGGAAUGGGGCUAUUUACAUUGGAUCCUGGAAUCGCGACGGCACUUGGCAUGGAGAAGGCAAUUUGCAGCUUCCAAGCGGAACGAGGUACCAAGGAGGAUUUGAAGAUGGACUUUUCAACGGAUUGGGAGUUUUAACGUUUAGCGACGGCGCUAGAUAUGAAGGAGACUUUUCCCAAGGGUGGUUUCAUGGAUACGGAAUAUUUUGGAGGGCCGACGGCACCCGCCAUGAGGGGGAAUUCAGAGGAGGCAAAAUUUAUGGCUAUGGUCUAACAACGUUUAGUGACAAUACCCAUGGAUUUCCAAGGAAUGAAGGGUUUUUCCAGGAAUGCCAGUUGAAGAAGCGGAGAUCGUGCCCUGAUAUUGUACAAAAGGCGCAAAAAGUCGCCUUUGUUGCCAGAAAUACGUAUUUAGUUCCUAAAGCUUCCUAAAGUUUAUUAUAACUAUAGAGCCCGAAAAAACCUUAAAUUGUCA